UAGUGCUUUAGCAAUUAGACAAGUUGAGUUCACAUUCUACAAAAAUAACUGAAACUAAAAUGACGAAAUUUACGAAGAUGCAUUUCGUAGUUAUUCUCCUUCUUUUAAGCUGCCUGAAGACAGCAAAUCCGCGGAGCAUUCCCACUACUGCGGAAACUGUGCCAGAAACAACCUCUGCAAUUGAGGAUUGUGAAACGAUCAGAAAAAAGGUUACAAACCAGGCUGAUAAACAAAGUGUUGAAACGAGAGUAAGAUGCACUUGCAAAAUUGGCAAAGUUGCUGGUACAAGCCGAGAAAAUCCCGCCUGUGUUCCAGAAUACGUGUUUCAAGCGGGUUUAUGGUGUGACAUGGAACCAUGCCUCCCAAACGAAGAGUGUCAUGUUCUCGAGUCAGAAGUUGGUUGGAUUUGCCACGGCGAACAACUAUCAAAGGUUACAAUAGUCAAGAAUUAUUCGAAUGUUGAAAAGCUACCACAGCUGCCCAAGUGAAGCCAGCGCUAUUAAUUGGCACGGGCGCCGGAAAACGUGCAAAAUAUAAUCCAACUUUAGAAAACAUGCUGACACAAUAAACAAAGAACUGACAUACGAUUACUAAUGUCCCUCUUUACUAAACGACUACAAGCUGUAAUAAAUUGCAAGUAUGUUACGCUUUUACAGUCGCUUGUCGCACAGAUUUAUUUGUUCAGUGCCAUUUACGGACUCGACUCUCUGAGAAAUGUUUAAUGUCGACCGCGGACAUUUUAUGUCAAGACGAAUUUUGUUCGUUGUUGCGACUACUUAUUGUCGACUAAAGACAUUUUAUGU
Ciona intestinalis (vase tunicate) is the source of this 803-nucleotide messenger RNA. Its product is annotated as chemokine-like protein TAFA-1. NCBI's taxonomy places the organism in Eukaryota, Metazoa, Chordata, Ascidiacea, Phlebobranchia, Cionidae. Gene Ontology annotation, molecular function: receptor ligand activity. The record is from RefSeq and is a predicted model, not a curated record.